CAUAGAGGAUCUCUGAGGUGCUCGGCAGGGCUGGUAUUCGCUCCUCCAUCAUCAAACAGGCGAGCCGAGCGCAGGGACUACGACGAUCCAAAAAGACAGAAAAUACGCUGGGAAAUAAGACAUUUUGGAUGAAUUUACUGAUGGAAACCUGGAGGAGAAAUAUUCCUCUGAAAUAGAGCGAAAAGGAGCGCCACGCCCGCGGGGGAAAUCAAAGGUGAAACAAAAGCUUCCUGGUUGUGAUGUCGGUCUGAUCCCACAACCUUCCUCUGCUUCCAAACUGUGUUUCCCAUGGAGCCGUGCACCGACACACACUCUGUUCUGCCAUGGAGCCACCAGCUAGGGUUUUGGACCCAGGGAGCCAGUGAGCAGGAGGAAGACCUGAUAUAGUGAUUUCACAACCUCAUCGCCCCCCUUCCUCCUCCUCCUUCUCCUCCUUCUCCUCCUCCUCCCCUCUGCUGAGGAUCCAGGACUUUCUCCAGGAGUUUUCCUCCCAUUCCAGCUCACUGACUGGCCGACCAGCAGCUCCCUGAACGUCACCCAGGUGAAGGUCCAGGUGAAGGUCCAGGUCCAGGUGCAGGUCCGGGACGUCCUGCUGCAGGAUGGCAGGCGUGUCGUUUGUUGUGGCUGUGAUGGCAGCUGGUCUGCUGCUCGUGCUCAGUGCUGACGCUGCAGGUCAGAACCCGGACCACGUGCUGCAGGGGACGGGGGUGAAAGCCGAGGCCCGGCGGCCCGGAGAGGACUCCACCAUCGCCCCCGAGGACGCCGCUCGCUUCCUCAGCUGCUACUGCUCCGGACACUGUCCCGAGGACGCCGAGAACAACACCUGCCAGACAAACGGCCAGUGUUUUGCCAUCAUAGAGGAGGACGAGCACGGAGAGGCCAUCCUCACCUCAGGCUGCAUGAAGUAUGAGGGCUCCCAUUUCCAGUGCAAGGACUCUCCGAGGGCUCAGACCAGGAGGACGAUAGAGUGCUGCAACACCGACUUCUGUAACAGAGACCUGCAGCCCACCCUGCCCCCACCCAGCCCCUCAGGUGCGUUCGACAGCGCUCACUGGCUGGCCUUCCUCAUCUCCAUGACGGUCUGCUGCUGCACGCUCAUCUGCGUCACCGUGGUCUGUUACUACAGGUACAAGUGGCAGAGCGAGCGGCAGCGUUACCACCGGGAUCUGGAGCAGGAAGUCUUCAUCCCCGCUGGAGAGUCGCUCAAAGACCUCAUCCAUCAGUCACAGAGCUCUGGCAGCGGCUCGGGGCUCCCCCUGCUGGUCCAGCGGACGAUCGCCAAGCAGAUCCAGAUGGUGCGUCAGAUCGGGAAGGGUCGCUACGGCGAGGUGUGGCUCGGCCGCUGGAGGGGAGAGAAGGUGGCCGUCAAAGUUUUCUUCACCAGGGAGGAAGCCAGCUGGUUCAGGGAGACGGAGAUCUACCAGACCGUCCUGAUGCGGCACGAGAACAUCCUGGGCUUCAUCGCGGCGGACAUUAAGGGCACGGGCGCCUUCACGCAGCUCUUCCUGAUCACAGACUACCACGAGAACGGCUCUCUGUACGACUACCUGAAGCUGACCACGCUGGACACGCAGGCGCUGCUGCGGCUGGCCUUCUCUGCCGCCUGCGGCCUCUGCCACCUGCACACCGAGAUCUACGGCACGCAGGGCAAGCCCGCCAUCGCUCACCGCGACCUCAAGAGCAAGAACAUCCUCAUGAAGAAGAACGGCACCUGCUGCAUCGCAGACCUCGGCCUCGCCGUCAAGUUCAACAGCGACACUAACGAGGUGGACGUGCCCCUGAGCACGCGGGUGGGCACGCGGCGCUACAUGGCCCCCGAGGUCCUGGACGAGAGCCUCAACAAGAACCACUUCCAGGCCUACAUCAUGGCCGACAUGUACAGCUACGGCCUCAUCAUCUGGGAGAUGGCCCGCCGCUGUGUGACCGGAGGCAUCGUGGAGGACUACCAGCUGCCGUACUACGAGAUGGUUCCCUCCGACCCGUCGUAUGAAGACAUGCUGGAGGUGGUGUGUGUCAAAGGCCUGAGACCCACCGUGUCCAACCGCUGGAACAGCGACGAGUGCCUCCGGGCCAUGCUGAAGCUGAUGUCAGAGUGCUGGGCUCAUAACCCCGCCUCCCGCCUCACCAUCCUGCGAGUGAAGAAGACGCUCGCCAAGAUGGUGGAGUCCCAGGACAUCAAGAUCUGAUCCGCCUCCUCCCCUUCAUCCUCAUCCUGCUCCUCAUCCUCAUCCUCAUCCUCAUCCUGCCUCCCAGCGUCAACACCAUCAGCUCCACAGCGGCCUCUUCAUCAGGAGGAGGAGGAGGAGGAGGAGGAGGAUGUUUGGGAGAUGGAAAGUGAAAAGGGACCCUGUCAGGGCCAAAACUGUUGCUCCUCCCCUCGUCUCCUCCUCCUCGUCUGACUCUGCGUCUCACCUGGACGGACGGCGUCGUGGUGUCUCCUCCUCCUCCUCCUCCUCCUCCUCCUCCUCCUCCUCCUCCUGCUCUCCCUCCGUCUGUCCUGGAUCUGGAUCACAGGAAGCGAAACAGUCGAGUUUGACGCUUUCUGUGAAAGCCGAACGAGACGAUGACGAUGAUUUCUGUGACUUCCUGUCGGGGGGAAGUGAGGGGGGGGGCUUCAUGUGUCGGGCGCCAACCAACAGACAGAACCUUUUUUUUUUUUUUUUUUGUUUCGUAAAUAAAGGAAAGCCUGCGAGGCGCCGCUCGCCUCCCCUCGCCCUCCUGCAGCUCCGCCUGUUUCAAAUCAAAAUGCCAAUUGUUGUUUUUCUCUUCAGGACUGUGUUCUCCUGCCAUAUUGAAUAUGUAUCUCCACUCUUAAAGUAGAGUUAAUUAUGAAAUAAGGUACUAUAAUUAUAUGUGAAUUUUAAUGUGUAAAUAAAUGUUAUCAGUGGAUGCCGUGCCGACUCAUGAGAAGACGAAGAAAAAGAAAAAACAAACAACAGAACAGUUUUGCUGCA
Molecule: messenger RNA, 2954 nt
Organism: Myripristis murdjan (pinecone soldierfish)
Lineage: Eukaryota; Metazoa; Chordata; Actinopteri; Holocentriformes; Holocentridae
Product: bone morphogenetic protein receptor type-1A
Exons: 13
Coding region: 600-2186 (528 amino acids)
Biological process (GO): cell surface receptor protein serine/threonine kinase signaling pathway; cellular response to growth factor stimulus; protein phosphorylation
Cellular component (GO): signaling receptor complex; plasma membrane
Molecular function (GO): ATP binding; transmembrane receptor protein serine/threonine kinase activity
Source: RefSeq, a predicted model, not a curated record